CUAGCACUGGUAUUCCGUAGGACAACACUGAACAACUGUGCGUAUUUUUCACCCAAAACAAUUAAGAUAGAUAUAUUAUUUUAAGAAAUCUUGUUUAGUAUACGAUGGGAGGACAUCACGGGGAGCCAUACACAGUGCCACAUCCAUCUAUAUACAAGGUUGAAAAUGUACCGCAGUUGGUGGAAGUUAAGGAGGCGCUUGGACGCCAGGGACUUAGCGAUCCAUGGUUGAGAAAUGAGGCCUGGCGUUAUGAAAAGAAAGGCUUUGGCACACAUAGAUCUCGCCUUAAUACCUUCAUGUUCCGCGGACUCGGCGUAGGGUUCUGUGCAUUUCUGGCCACCAUCGCGGUAGAGUAUGCGCUCGGCAUUGGCAAAGGGCAGGGUGACCACGGACAUGGACACGGGCACGACGACAAAAAAAGUCAUUAGUGCAUAUUAGGCGAUAUCUAAUUAAAUCGAUACACGUUGAAUAAAACUGUGAAUACGCUUUAA
Molecule: messenger RNA, 491 nt
Organism: Scaptodrosophila lebanonensis
Lineage: Eukaryota; Metazoa; Arthropoda; Insecta; Diptera; Drosophilidae
Gene: ND-B12
Product: NADH dehydrogenase [ubiquinone] 1 beta subcomplex subunit 3
Exons: 3
Coding region: 105-428 (107 amino acids)
Biological process (GO): mitochondrial respiratory chain complex I assembly; electron transport chain
Cellular component (GO): mitochondrion
Source: RefSeq, a predicted model, not a curated record